AUCUCUGGCGGACGCAACCGAAUCCACCGAGCCUGGUUCCGCCUCCUGCCCAUUGGCCGCCGCCGAGAAGGCGCCCGUCGUAUCAGCGUCCGGGUCCCCCACGUGGGAGGCGGGACGAAGGCGGAACCCGCGACGAUUGCUGGCGCCGCCGGCCAGUGGCCGCCCGGUUCGCCCCCCCACGUGGGACGGAAGGCUUUCCCCUCCCGCCGUUGGCGGGGCCGCCCUGCCGCUGGCCAAUCAGAGCGGGAAGGGGAGAGAGGAACAGAGGGGGGAGGGAGAGACGCGCGAGGCGCUCGAGUUUGGCAGUUGGCGGCGGCCGUUGCUCCCCUCGCGCCUCUUCCGUUUGAAAACGAGGGUUGAGCGGGAGGGGGACUGGCGCGGCCCCGCCCCCGGGCCUGAGCGGACCGAACCAUGAGCGGGGACGGGGGGAUCCCCCGGACCCCACCACCCUCCCCGGCCGCCAAGCGCCGCCGCCCGGGCCCGCUGCUGAAGGAGACCGAGGCCGCCCAGGCGCUGACCCAGCUGACGGCCUGGGGGGGCCUGGAAACCGCCGGGCGGCAGGGGGCGCCCGCGGCCCAGGGGGACCUGGAAACUGCCGUCAGCGGGCUGGCGCCCCCUGCUGGGGAGGGGGGCCUGGAAACUGCCCUCCCCCCGCGGGGCAGCCUAGACACCGCUGGUAGCGGGCAGGGGAGCCUCGAGGCUGUCGCCAACGGGAAGGGGAGCCCCAAGACCGCCGGCGGCAGGAAGGAGGACCAAGAAACUUCUGAGGGGGAGCUGAGCCCCCAAGGUGCAGCCGGGGUGAAGAGGAGCCUUGAAACCGAUUCUGCUGAGGAGAAGGGGGUCCUGGAAACCGCUGCCACGACGACGGGGAGGCUCGACACCGACACCCCUGCGGGGAAGGGGGUCCUGGAAACAACAGCUACAAAGAUGGGGAGGCUCGAGACUGACGCCGCGGAGGGGAAGGGGGUCCUGGAAGCCGCCGCCGCAAAGAUGGGGAGGCUUGACACCGCCGCCGCUGAGGGGAAGGGAGGCCUGGAAACUGCCGACGGCCGGGAGGGGCGGAGGAAGAGGAGGGCGGAGGAGGAGUGCUCCAUCAUCUCGGUGGGAGAGGAGGAAGAGGAGGAGGAGGAGGGGGCCGCGGCGGCCCGGCCGGCCCCGGACACGGAGCAGUACCUGGAGGCGCUGGAGGCGGUGCAGCUGGAGCUGGAGGCGGUGAACGAGCAGGCCGGCUGCGCCUUCCGCAUCCUCAAGGCCAAGUUCGGCCACAUGCGCCGGCCCCACCUCGAGCGCCGCAACCUCAUCAUCCAGAACAUCCCCGGCUUCUGGGUCACCGCCUUCCUCAAUCACCCCCAGUUGUCGGCCAUGAUCAACGACCGCGAUGAGGACACCCUGAGCUACAUGACCAACCUGCAGGUGGAGGAGUUCACUCACGCCAAGUCGGGGUGUAAGAUCAAGUUCUACUUCAGCGGGAACCCCUACUUCCAGAAUGAGGUGAUCGUCAAGGAGUUCCAGCCCGCCUCCUCAGGCCGGCUGGUGUCACACUCCACCCCCAUCCGCUGGUGGCGGGGCCAGGACCCCCGGGCCCACGGCCGCAAGAGCCCCGAGAUGGGGCGCAGCUUCUUCAGCUGGUUCGGGGACCACAGCUUCCCUGCCGGCGACCGGAUCGCUGAGAUCAUCAAGGAGGACCUCUGGCCCAAUCCCCUGCAGUACUACCUGAUGGGUGAGAACGGGGGCGCCGGGGAUGACAGCGGGACCGAGCAUGGGGACGACUGUGUGGUGAUCGUGGAUGACGAGGGGGAGGAGGACGAAGUGCAGGAAAUCAUGGACGAGGAAGAGGAUGGCGAGGAAGGCAGCGCGGCGGAGGAGCUGAUGGCGGCGGCGUCCGGCCGUGGCUCAGAGCCGGAGGAAGAUGGAUGAUCCCCCCCCCCGCCCCACCAGCACCCGAAGACAGACCAGGAUCCCCCCCGGCGCCCCCUGCUGGGCUGAACUCUGUGAUUUGAGCUUUGCCCGCGGCCCCAGCUCAGGGCUUGGGGCAAUUAAUCGCAUCCCUUAAGUUAUUGAGGGGGGCUGCAGUUCCCAGCCUGGCCACUGGGGGGCAGCGCUACCCUGCCGCGUCACAAGUGGGGCAGUCGUCUGGGGGGGCCUGGGCCUGCUGGGGUCGGGUAUUGGCCCAGGGCGCUGGGGGCAUGGUGGGUAAAUACCCCCCCCCCCAUGGGCCCAUGGGGCCCUGCCUGGCCAUGGGAGAGGGGCAUUGUGGGUAAAUACCCACACACACACCCCAGUGGCCAGGGGGGGCCUGCCCCUCCAGUGGCCUGUUUCGUGCAGCUCAGGGUCUUUUUCCAUUAAUUAAUUGUGUUCAGUGGUUGGCCGUUAACACCCCCCAGCCUGGGGCCCCCCCGGACCCGCUGCCAACCUCAGGGCUCCCCCGAGGCUGCUUCCUGCACCUCCGCUGCACCCCCCACAGCUAAUCCCAUCAGCCCCUGGGGCUGGGCACGAUGUGAUCUGCCUGUCUGCUGGGGGGCACCGUGGGGCAGGGUGGGGGGCCCCUCUGAUGUCUUGUAGCCGUGGGUCAGGCGCUGGGCUGGCCAGCCCCGGCGCCCCCCAUGGCCGCCCUAUGCAAUGCUACUGAAGGGGGGCGGGGGGUUGGACACGGCCCCCUGAAAACAAAGCACUUAAUAUACGGAGAGAUUUCA
This is a messenger RNA of Malaclemys terrapin pileata, 2693 nucleotides long. RefSeq names its product putative testis-specific Y-encoded-like protein 3. Lineage: Eukaryota; Metazoa; Chordata; Testudines; Emydidae. Gene Ontology annotation, molecular function: chromatin binding; histone binding. The record is from RefSeq and is a predicted model, not a curated record. The transcript has 7 exons. The coding region runs from base 412 to 1917 and encodes 501 amino acids. Gene Ontology annotation, cellular component: nucleus; chromatin. Gene Ontology annotation, biological process: nucleosome assembly.